Aspergillus pseudonomiae is the source of this 1056-nucleotide messenger RNA. RefSeq names its product isocitrate/isopropylmalate dehydrogenase family protein. The record is from RefSeq and is a predicted model, not a curated record. Gene Ontology annotation, molecular function: isocitrate dehydrogenase (NAD+) activity. NCBI's taxonomy places the organism in Eukaryota, Fungi, Ascomycota, Eurotiomycetes, Eurotiales, Aspergillaceae. The transcript has a single exon. Bases 1 to 1056 code for a protein of 351 amino acids. Gene Ontology annotation, biological process: isocitrate metabolic process; tricarboxylic acid cycle.
AUGCGAAUCGGCGUUCUCAAAGGAAACGGAAUCGGGCCGGAGAUCUCAGCGGCCACUAUCCGCGUCAUUGAAGCCACUGGUAUCCAGCCAGAAUGGGACUUCAUCCCUAUUGCAGAAGAAGCGGUCAGACUGUAUGGACACCCUUUGCCUCCUCAAGUCAUCCACCGCUUGAAGGACGUGAAGCUCUGUAUCAAAGCUCCACUGCUAGCAGAAAAGCUCCAUGGCCGUAUCAGCUGUACGCAGGCGGACGGUUCGGUGGUGACAUACCCUUCUAUCAACAAUGCUAUCCGGCGGGAGUUGAACUUGUUCGUGAAUCCGAGACGGGUUAGAGGCUAUGCUGGUAUCUCAGAGCGCCAUGAGAAGAUGGACCUGGUCAUCAUGCGCGAGAUCACUGAAGAUACCUAUAUCGGGUGGGAACAAAGCCUCAAGGGAGGCGCAGCAGCCGAGGCGAUCAAAAGAGUCACCCGUAGUGCAUCGUGGAAAGUCUCCCAAUAUGCCUUUGAAUAUGCGCGGAAGCACGGUCGAAAGAAGGUCUCAUGCUUGCACAAGGCAAAUGUCCUCCACGAAACGGACGGCCUUUUCCUGCGGACUUUCCAAGAAGUUGCUCGGCUUUACCCUGAUAUAAUGGCGGAUGACAUGAUGAUUGAUGCCGCUUGUUAUGCCGUCGUUCGAGAUCCCUAUCGCUUUGAUGUUGUCGUCACUGUAAAUCAAUAUGGCGAUAUUUUCUCGGACCUGGCUGCUGGGCUGGCAGGCUCGCUCGGACUGGCUCCCGGUGCGAAUAUCGGCGAUUGUGCUUCGACCUUCGAAGCUGCCCAUGGGGCUGCGCCGGAUAUUCAGGGAACGGGAGCGGCCAAUCCUAUUGCGCUGAUUCUAUCUGGGGCGGAGCUACUGGUUCAUGCUGGGUACGUGAGAGAAGCUGAGGCAAUACAGGACGCGGUUACUCGAGUCAUAGAAGCAGGGAAGAUCUUAACUCCGGACCUAGGGGGAUGCUCUACGACAGAGCAGGUGGCGGAUGCUAUUUCAGCGGAGGUCAGGGCAGUCCUUCAACGUUCAUAG